Molecule: messenger RNA, 1548 nt
Organism: Cuscuta epithymum
Lineage: Eukaryota; Viridiplantae; Streptophyta; Magnoliopsida; Solanales; Convolvulaceae
Source: the annotation of a GenBank genome assembly
UAAGUAAGGCAAAAAAAAACUGCGUCAAAGGUUUCCACUUUGCACGACGCCUUCAACAGCAGGCGACGUCCUGUAUUUUUCCGAAUAUACACAACCAGUGUAAUGGCCAGUGUUUGUAGAAGAAAAACCACAUCAGGUGUAAGAAAUGACUACAUAAGUCAACUACCCGCAGAGCUGAAGGAAUCAAUUCUAGAGUUGCUGAGCACACGUGAAGCUGCCAAAAUGGCUAUGCUUUCAACUCACUGGAAGGAUGUCUGGUAUGCUCACGGCCAUCUGGUUUUUGAUUAUGACUUCUUCUCAUAUUUUCCACCAGUCGGUUUUGAAGAUGAACCCGUAGAUUACAUGGAAAUAAUAAAUCGAUGCCUCAUGCUCCGGAUGGGAUCCGUUAAGAAAUUUACACUGGGACUUUCAGAGGGUGAGCAGCAGCGUCUCUAUGUAUUUAUUCCUCUGCCACUACCAGCUUAUAUAAAUCGUUGGUGUACUUUUCUAUCGAGAAAUGGCAUUGAGGAACUUCGCAUCUCUGUUGAUAACUGCAGCCGAACAUAUAAACUCCAAGAUUGUAUAAUCACUUGCCCUACAAUUAAACAACUCCUACUUGGUGGGUUUGUUUUUGGCUUCCCUGCUAAUUCACAUAGUGUGUUUCCUGGCGUCACUUCAUUGGUUUUUGAGUAUAUUGAAUUUCAGCCUGAUCUCACUGGAACAGUCUAUAAUGUCCCUAAUCUUGAGAAGCUCUCUUUUGAAAACUGUGCUGGGAUUGAUAAUUUUGUGAUUAACGCGCCAAAGCUUAAGUGCUUGACUACUAACUAUAAUUAUGAAAAUCUGACUGAUUCCAGAUGGUUUGUGCUUCAUUUUACAGUAAUCAGUACUCUUCAUUUGCAAGCAGAUUUGUUGUGGCAUAUGCCUGAUGCAGUAGCUGCAGUGACAUUCCCAAGUGCAACAAAUCUAGAAGUGUUUGUGAUCAAUAAUGUCGAUUUUAUUUAUACAAAGCACUUCACUUUUGUUAUUGAAUUGAUUCAGAAAUGUCCAAAGCUAUGUGAACUUCGUAUUGAGACAGGGAAUUAUUACGGUCAAGGAGAUUAUGAAGAAGAAGAUGCUUCCAGAAUUUUGGAGUAUCCCAACAGCUUUGUUAUUAAAAAGGAACUGCAAUUGCUUAAAACGGUGAAGAUGAGUGUAUUUCAUGGAUAUAGACUGGAAGUGCUAUUUGUUAAAACAAUCCUUUUUAACUCACCUGCCCUUGAGGAACUUGUUAUCACGAAAGCACCCCACGGUCAGGUGGCUUUGGAAAUCCCAGUGGAAAUUCUGUGCUCUCCUCGUUCAUCCCCAAAAGCCCAAGUUCUCUUCCUGGAGUACAAGUAUUAGUCAUAACUCUAUCUGCCGUGUAGGUUUUCCAUAUGUAGUAUAUACUCCCUCCGUCUCAAUUUAAAACGUCCUGUUUGACUUUCAUCCCCAAAAUGACACUUUUUAGAUACCGUUGACAUUGUAAGAAUAUGAGAUAUUUAUAAGGGGGUGAAAAGGAAAGUGGGCAGGGGUGGACCUAAGAAAUUUAUG